Messenger RNA from Salarias fasciatus (jewelled blenny), 2471 nucleotides. RefSeq names its product synaptic vesicle glycoprotein 2C-like. Gene Ontology annotation, cellular component: synaptic vesicle membrane. Gene Ontology annotation, biological process: chemical synaptic transmission; transmembrane transport. The record is from RefSeq and is a predicted model, not a curated record. Lineage: Eukaryota; Metazoa; Chordata; Actinopteri; Blenniiformes; Blenniidae. Gene Ontology annotation, molecular function: transmembrane transporter activity.
AUGGAGGACACGUACAAUAACAGGACUUCACUGGUUAAGGGGGCCACAGACAUGGUCAAGGAGGUGAAGCAGCAUGCAAAAAAGAAGGUCAACAAGGCCGUGGACCGAGCAACAGACGAGUACUCAACUCACCGCAACUACAGCCGAUUCCAUGAUGAAGAGGACGACGAUGAGGAUUUCUACCGGAACCCCCCGAGACAGGACGGACAGGGCUACCAUGACAACGAGGAGGGCUCCAGUGACGCCACGGAGGGCCACGAUGACGAGGACGAGAUCUACGAGGGCGAGUACCAGGGGAUUCCUGCGGCCGGAGACAAGAAGCAUAAGGAGGGCCAGGUGGCUCUGGGACAGCCGGUGUCGGACGCCACGAGGGACCGUCACGAGCUGGAGCAGGAGAGGCAGGCGGACGAGGAGGAGCUGGCCCAGCAGUACGAGCUGAUCAUCCAGGAGUGCGGCCACGGGAGGUUCCAGUGGCAGCUGUUCCUGGUGCUCGGGCUGGCGCUGAUGUCCGACGGGGUGGAGGUGUUCGUCGUGGGCUUUGUGCUGCCCAGUGCGGAGACGGACAUGUGCGUGCCCAACUCCAGCUCGGGGUGGCUCGGCAGCGUUGUUUACCUCGGGAUGAUGUUCGGAGCUUUCUUCUGGGGAGGAAUGUCUGAUAAAGUGGGCCGCAGACAAUGCCUCCUAAUUUGCAUGUCUACAAAUGGCUUUUUUGCCUUCCUGUCAUCGUUUGUCCAGGGAUACGGCUUCUUCUUACUCUGCCGUCUCGCCGCGGGCUUCGGGAUAGGAGGCGCCGUGCCAAUUGUUUUCUCCUUCUUUGCGGAGGUGCUGUCCAGAGAAAAGCGAGGAGAGCAUCUGAGCUGGCUCUGCAUGUUCUGGAUGAUCGGGGAGAUCUAUGCAUCCGCCAUGGCCUGGGCCAUCAUCCCACAUUAUGGCUGGAGCUUCAGUAUGGGCUCAGCGUACCAGUUUCACAGUUGGAGGGUGUUUGUGGUGGUCUGCGCCCUGCCCUGCGUCUGCGCUGUGGUGGCUCUUACCUUCAUGCCUGAAAGUCCCAGAUUUUACCUCGAGGUGGGGAAACAUGAUGAAGCCUGGAUGAUCCUCAAGCAGAUCCACGACACCAACAUGAGAGCGCGUGGGCAGCCGGAGAAAGUCUUCACCGUGAACAGGAUCAAAAUCCCCAAACAGCUGGACGAGCUGGUUGAAAUGGAGUCAGAGUCGGGCAAUCCAGUGUCCAGGGCUUUCUUUAGGAUAAAGGCUGAGAUACAUGGGAUUUAUCUGAACUUGAUGAAGUGCUUCAACUAUCCCAUGCAAGAGAACAUGAUGCGUCUGGCCAUAGUCUGGUUUACGCUCUCAUUCGGGUACUACGGCCUGUCUGUCUGGUUCCCCGAUGUUAUCAAACACCUGCAGGCAGACGAAUACGCCUCAAAAGUGAAGAUCCACACCAACGAAAGUAUUGAAGGCUUCACCUUCAACUUCACGCUGGAGAACCAGAUCCACAAAAAUGGCCUCUUCAUUAAUGACCACUUCGUCAACAUGAAGCUGAAGUCCGUCACCUUCAUCGACUCCACUUUUCGAAACUGCUACUUUGACGACGUGACGUCGGUGGGCUCCUUGUUCCGAAACUGUACUUUCAUUGAUGUAUUUUUCUUCAACACGGAUAUUGAUGACUCCAAGUUGGUCGACGGCACGGAGGUGAUCAACAGCACCUUUACCCACAACAAGACGGGAUGUCAGAUGACGUUCGACGACGAUUACAGCGCUUACUGGGUCUACUUCAUCAACUUCCUGGGGACGCUGGCUGUUCUCCCCGGCAACAUCGUGUCGGCCCUCCUCAUGGACAAAAUCGGCCGUCUGUCCAUGCUUGGCGGCUCCAUGGUCCUGUCAGGCAUCAGCUGCUUCUUCCUGUGGUUCGGCACGAGCGAGUCCAUGAUGAUUUUCAUGUUGUGCCUUUACAACGGCCUGAGCAUCUCCGCCUGGAACUCCCUGGACGUGGUCACCACCGAGUCCUUCCCUACGGUCAGGAGGGGGACGGGCUUCGGGUUCUGCAAUGCUCUUUGCAAACUGGCCGCAGUUUUGGGAAACCUGAUCUUCGGCUCCCUUGUGGGCAUCACCAAGGCCAUCCCGAUCCUCAUGGCCUCGUCUGUGCUCGUUGGAGGAGGCCUGGUUGGACUGCGGUUACCCGACACCCGGGCAAACGUCCUCAUGUAACUGCGGCGUAGUGUUUUCUCCUGGGGUAGAAUCUAGAACGGGAGAGUCCUGAAGGACGCCCUGCAAGCAUUUAGAGUCAGGAGUGCAAGCGGCUUGGUUCAUGCACAUCUUAAUACUAUUAAUAAUAACAUUUCACUAACAGACCAUAGUUAAAUCAAGGUAGCAGACCACCCUUGAACACCCUGUGUAUUUCACUUUGCCCAUACAAAUCAGAUCCUUGUGAGGCAUCGAUGCGGUCAGAAUCUGCUCGGGUUUCAGUGCUGAGU